GGCUUGUAAGCCUCUGGGAGUUGAAGUCCCUUCAGGGAGCGAAGUGGAGUAGAAGCAAGACUCAAUGAGAAGAAAUCGGAGGCACUGAUGAAAGAUUUCACCUUCAAAAUUUCUCUCGAUUGUACAAACACACCAAAUAAUAUGUCAACCGACAUUCUCCCAACAUCUCCUGAGUCAGAUUGUGUGAAAACAAAGCUGAACUUGAGUGAGAAUCUGGAGGAGCAUUUGAAGCCAAGUUUGGACAAGGGAGAAGCCCCUGAGCACUUGUCCAAGCGACAGAUGAAGAAACUAAUGAGGCAGAAACAGUGGGAAGACCAACGAGAACUCCGCAAGCAAAAACGGAAGGAAAAACGCCAGAGAAGAAAAUUAGAACGACAGUUGCACCUGGAGUCAAACUCAGAUGGCCAUGACAGGAAACGUUUUCGAAGUGAUGUUGUUCCCAGUCCACUCCGCCUUAUUGUUGACUGUAGUUUUGACAACUUAAUGGUCUCAAAGGAUAUUAAGAAGCUUCAUAAACAGAUUCAGAGAUGUUAUGCAGAAAACCGUCGCGCAUCACAUCCUGUGCAGUAUUAUUUGACCAGCCAUGGAGGUCAGCUGAAAAAGAUCAUGGAUGAAAAUGACAAAGGAUGGGUCAACUGGAAGGAUAUCCACAUCAAGCCAGAGCACUAUAGUGAACUUAUGAAGAAGGAGGACCUGGUGUAUCUUACCUCAGAUUCGCCUAAUAUACUGAAGGAGCUAGAUGAAUCCAAGGCCUAUGUGAUUGGAGGGCUGGUGGAUCACAAUCACCAUAAGACUCCUGCCUCAUGGGUUUACAGGGAGCAGAGAAGAGUUGGAAUUCAUAUCAUGUCUUUAUUGCAGGGUAUCACAUAUAAACAAGCAUCAGAGCAUGGAAUUCAUCACGCACAGCUCCCCUUGGGGGACUUUGUGAAAAUGAAUAGUCGAAAAGUAUUAGCCGUUAAUCAUGUUUUUGAGAUUGUAUUGGAGUACCUGGAGACGAGAGACUGGCAGGAAGCAUUUUUCAGCAUUCUUCCUCCGCGGAAAGGUGCUGUCCCUGCAAACAGAGUUUGCGAAAGCUCUUCACAGGCACAGAAAUCGUCUACAGCUAAGCAUGAGGAAGAGAGCAACUCGAGUGCAGAGGAAAGUACUGAAAACCCAGCGGACCCAGUGGCCCGGCAAGGAGAGGGGCGGGACGGAGCCAGCAGCACGUGACCCUCGGCGCCUCGUCAGCGGCUGCCUCCAGCCUCUCCCUUAGGAAAGGAGGAAGACUCCGAGGUGCCCUUACUUCUGGCAUUGCAAAGGAAAUCUGCUCGUUUUAUACCCUUUAUUUCGUUUCAACAAUUAUUGUUCUAAUUGGAAGGGCCCUUUGAAGACUAAAAGAUCACCGUUUUUUCAUUUAUCUUCAACAGUUUAGAAUAUGAGAGUUCCUGAGGAAUUACUACUUGAUUAAUUGAUCAUUAUGUAAUUGGAGCAUACAGGAACAGAUAGCACAUUGGGCCUUAGAGUAAGGAAGAUCUACCUCAGACACUGUGUGACCUUGGGCAAGUCACUUGAUCUCUGUCUGCCCUGGCCUCCUCAGCUGUAAAAUGGCUACAGGAAUGGCACCCACCUCUCUCACAGGGUUAUUGUGAGUAUCCAACAAUAAUAAAUUUGUAAACCUCAAAGUGUUAGGUAAAUAUUAGCUAUUUUUUAUGUUAUUGAUAUUCCUUCCGUCUUCCUGUUUGCCUUUAUGUCUAGACAUGCAUAUAAAUGUUCUGCUGUGGUCAGGAGCUGCUUGAACCAUCUUCCAUGGUGGCAGCAUAGUUUGUAAACACUCAGGAAAACUACCUGAAUCCUCUGCUUGGUGGAAUUUUUGAUCUAAGAUACCAUUUGAUUACUUUUUUUAAAAAAGAAAAGUAUAUUUUUAUGUUUGUUUUUCUCUCCAUCGAAUCUGAUAUAAUUGUUUUUCUCUCCCCCAAUUCCUCCCCCCCCUUCUCCAGAGGAAAAAAAUUGUCCCCAAAGUAUCUGUAAUUUCUAUUCUUUGGUUCCAUCCAGUCCCAGGCUUCUUCCAGCCCCUCUCUGUGGUACUGACUCAGCUUCUCAAGGCCUGUACUUUUUAUCUUUUUUAUUCUACUUUGUGAGUCUUCUGAAUAUAUUUAAAACCCUUCCCUUCCCUUUAUUUGGAUUUUUUCACUCUCCAGCUUAUCUUCUUUUCCUUAUACUAGGCCAUUCUUAAUAUCAUUUUUUGAAACCGUGGUUUGCCAUCCCCAGCUAAGAGGAAAGCUCAUGAGAUUCCUACUUUUCCCACCUCUAUAUCUGAAAAAUCUCGUUCUGUCUUCUUCCUCGCCUCUUCUUCUUUGAGGAUCAUUGUUAUUGUUAGUUUUGCUUUUUCAACCUCCAAUCCAGUAUGAGAACCCCCUACCCCAACCCUGCAUUUGACCUCAAGAGAAAUUGGGACUCUGAAGGGCCAUAAGGCUUUUCUUCUCCCUUCACUGUAUAAAAUAAUUACUUAUGCCUUUGCUCUUUUGAAGUCUAUCUUUUUUUUUUUUUUUAACUUAAAUUUCCUUUGCUGGGUUUACUUUUAAAAGGCCUUGAACAGCUUUGGUUUUCUCAAGAAGAAUGUUUGAAAGUUGUCCAUUUCUGAACACUCAGCUUUGUAAGAUAACUGAUUAUUGCGUAUAGGUCUUUUUCCUUUGGGUUCUGGGUGAUAUUUUUUAAUCCCUUUUCUUUAUUGUUGAUACAUCCUGGCAUAUUCAUCAUUGGAGUCCUUUAGUAUGGCCUAUAUUUCACUUUAUAGUUUUUUUUGUUUGUUUGUUUGUUUUUUACUUUGGAGUUCUGGUGAGCUUGGCAGUUACAAAUUCAAAGUGUGUUCUCACAAACAUAAACAUACACACAAUGAGUUUUUUUUCCCACUACCAAGUCAUGUUAAAAUAGCUCUAAUAAUUCUCUCUAAUGCUGCUAACUCUGCUUCUAACCUGUGAAUUCCCUGCAUAUACUUUGCACUUUGGUUCUAAUACUUCUAGGAAACUUUUAUCUACUUAAUCUUAAAGUAUAAUGGUCAGAUUUUUUUGUGUUGUUGUACUUUUGGGGGAAUGUAUCAAUUCUUAUAUUACCUCUUCUCAUCCUCUUUUUUAGUUCAGUUGUUUUUGACUAGUUCUUACAUAUUUUUCCAAUUUUUGACUUUCAUCCAGUAUAUUUUGUUGUAAUAAUAUUUUUGAGUUACAUUUCUUCCAUGCUGUUUUUCAGUGUCCACUACUUUGAUAAGGUUUCCUAGCUUUUUUUCCUAAGGUGCCAUACCUUCCACUUGCUCUCUCUUUUUUCAGAUCCUUUUAAAGAUUUUCUAAUUACUCCUAAAUGUCUUGCUGCCAUGCUGAAUUUUUUUUUUUGGAUUUCUCUUUUUUUUUUUCCUGGAGGAAGUAAUGGAGUAUCCUGAGUGGGCUUCCCUAAGCUCUUAGUACUUCUUAAUUGUGUUAGGAGUUUAUCUUUACUCAAUUUCCCAUCUCCUUGCUGCUUUUUCUUUUUUUGCUUCCUCCCAACCUUUGUGGAAACUUGAUUCCCAGAAUUCCCCCAUUUGACAUUAUGAAUGCAGCCUCUGUGAAGGGCCCUACUAGGAACUUUGGUGUAUGACUGAAGAUGCUCCAGUCUGACAAGAAGAAAGAGAAUCAGGGUUCAAAAUGCCAGUACUGGUUACUGAUAUAGCCUGUGUUAACCAUGAAAAUUUCCCAGUGACUGCCUACCUUAACUGCAACAAAUUCCAAA
Gracilinanus agilis (Agile Gracile Mouse Opossum) is the source of this 3735-nucleotide messenger RNA. RefSeq names its product tRNA methyltransferase 10A (gene TRMT10A). Gene Ontology annotation, cellular component: nucleus; cytosol; nucleoplasm. Bases 88 to 1209 code for a protein of 373 amino acids. The transcript is spliced from 9 exons. The record is from RefSeq and is a predicted model, not a curated record. Gene Ontology annotation, biological process: tRNA N1-guanine methylation. Gene Ontology annotation, molecular function: tRNA binding. Lineage: Eukaryota; Metazoa; Chordata; Mammalia; Didelphimorphia; Didelphidae.